AAUAAAAAACAGCUGACUUCCUCUAUAAUUUGGUUUUUAAAUGUCGUCUUAAAAUCAAAUUUUCAACUAAUUUUACUUAUCUGUUCAUUGAGUGGUAAUCAAAAUGAAUAUUACCACGUUUUUAAAUAGUUCACUCCAUUUUAACGCUUAUCGAAGAUACCCUUUCUUGCUUUUUGAGCUCAAAUCAAUAACUCGACAGUUUUUCACUCGAAGUCGAGUAUUUUUAAGAGUACUUGUCAAUGAAAUCAAAGGAACAAAGACUGUGCCUGUUCAUAAUAGUGGAGUUACAUCUCAAGUGAUACAAAUAAAUAGACGUCCUUUGCUUCGCAAUUUAGGAGAUACAUCAUGUAAUCAUCAUUGGAACUCUUUACUUGGAAAAAUCAUUGGCAAACGAACGAACAAUGCUAUUGCUGCAUCAAUUAGACGAAAUAUAGCUAAGAACUUAGCUAAUGGAGUUUCUUUAGGUCUAGUUGGAGUUGGUUUUAUCAAUAAAGAUAAUGUUCCAGUUUUAUUCAAUGAAGAAGAUGAAUUGGAUGCUGUAAUUCAAGAUAUUCGACUUCGAUUUUCUGCAGUUAACUGGAAUAUUGGUUCACAGUUCAACCAGAAAGGGCCAAUUAUGUUUAAUUUAGAGGACAUAAAGUUCGGAAAUUGUAUAGCUAAAGGAUGUAAUGCAGCUGUUUACGAUGCUUCGAUUGAACCAAAGUUCCCUAAUCCAAUUGCUAUCAAAGUUAUGUUCAAUUAUGACGCUGAGUCAAAUGCUGAUAUUAUUUUGAAAUCAAUGGCCAAAGAAUGUUUGACCUUCCAAGGUAACUUUGGAUCAGAGAUAUUCUCUUUUUCAAAAGAACGGUCACCUUUAAAAUACCAUCCAAACAUAAUUGAAAUCUUAGGAACCACCGUUGAUAUGCUUCCUAGCUUACCCGAGGCAGAGAAACUUUUUCCAUCAGCUUUACCUCCCCGUCUUUGUGAACAUGGUUUUGGAAGAAAUAUGACAUUAUUUUUAGCUAUGCCAAAAUACGAUUGCACUUUACGAAACUAUUUAGAUAAAUACUAUCCAACCAGAGAGAUUUCUUUGAUUCUUUUAAGCCAACUUUUCGAUGGAAUUUCUUAUCUAGUCAAAAACGGCAUCGCUCAUAGGGAUCUCAAGGCUGACAACAUAUUAAUUGAUCUGCGAGAAGGUCACAAUUAUCCAUGGCUUGUUAUUACGGAUUUUGGCCAUUGUUCCACAUCUUUAAUUUUGCCAUUCUAUUCUGAUGAAAUAAGCCGAGGUGGUAAUCAAGCUCUAAUGGCUCCUGAAAUAAUUUUGGCUCAGCCUGGUUCUUUCUCUUAUCUGAAUUACUCUGCUGCAGAUAUUUGGAGCGCUGGCGCCAUUGCCUAUGAGAUAAUGGGGCAACAUAAUCCAUUUUACAAGUAUCCUGAUCAACUUAAUCAUUUGGAUAACAGAACAUAUGAUGAAAGUGAUCUACCACGGAUUGAAAGAUCGAAAACUAUCAAUUUGCUUUUGAAAAAGAUACUUAAUCGCAAACCUUCAUCCAGACCUACUCCAGCUCAAGCCCGGAAUGUUUGCUAUUUAUUAUUACUGCUUAAUCAGCGAAAGUUGGUACAUCUUCGAUGUCUUAACAAAUCAAAUUUAAAGCCUUCGAUCAAAGCUGGAAAAAUAAUUCCAUUGAUAAAAAAUAUCUGCUCUUCUACUCUUUUUCAAAGAACAACUUUAAUCAAUGGGCGCCAAUUGAAUUCAGUUGAAAAGGCGAUGCGUACCAUGUUUCUGUCGCAGCUUAACUCCGAAGAUUUGUUGGCUGCAAUAGCUUUUAUCCAGAUUGAUUGAUUUACUUAAUCCAGCUAUUCAGAUAGUUAACUACAUUUUCGAAUCAUCGAAAGAAAGUUUAUUUUAUUUAAAUUUUGAUUGUUUUUGUUUGUCUUUAAAAAAAUUGUUUUAUUUCUUUUAUCUGUAAAAAUUACAUUCAAUGUAUUAAAUCGAUUCAUUUGGUUGCUCUGUUACAAGAAA
Tetranychus urticae (two-spotted spider mite) is the source of this 2002-nucleotide messenger RNA. RefSeq names its product PTEN-induced putative kinase 1 (gene Pink1). Lineage: Eukaryota; Metazoa; Arthropoda; Arachnida; Trombidiformes; Tetranychidae. Gene Ontology annotation, biological process: positive regulation of mitochondrial fission; regulation of apoptotic process; autophagy of mitochondrion. Gene Ontology annotation, molecular function: ATP binding; protein serine/threonine kinase activity. Gene Ontology annotation, cellular component: mitochondrion. The record is from RefSeq and is a predicted model, not a curated record.